AUGACAACCAUUGCCGAAACGCCGAAAAUCUGCGGACGACGUCGACCCGUUGGUAGAUGUCUUUUUGGGAGACCUGACACGAAUAAAAUCAAUGAAAGUUUAAAAAAGGAGCUCAAUGAGCUCUAUGAUAAAGACAAAAGAAAAUGGAAUUUCGAUUUCGUAAAUAACGUGCCAAUCGAAUUGGGAGCCGGAGAUUAUCACUUUGAAGCUGUUCCCGCGGAAGAGGUUCCACACUUCUACCAUGAGCGGCAACUUCGCUCCAGAAAACCGCCACCACGCCUAAUUCCUGAAGAAGAACAUCAACCCGCAUGCUCGUCAACUUCAAUGCAAUCCGAAUACACGAAGCCCGUUACCAGAUCUGCGACUCGUCUCACCAUUCGACACGCGAAUGAAACCAUCAAAAAAUCGGAGCUGAAGCAGACAAAGCUGACGAAUUACAUGCCAGUACGUAAGCGUCUUCGUGAACCCGGAAUGGUCCGUUCUGCAUCUGUAGACGUCAUGUCGGAAUUGGUGUUAAAAAGUGCACCGAAGAAAAGCGUCGGUGUCCGCCGGCAAAAAUCUGAACAUCAUGAAAAGGCGAAAAGCGCUGAUCACAAGAAUGAUACUCCCAACAAGCUCUCGUCGGUGUCCGACACCGCAAUCGUCGCUUCUCCGCGUUCGCCGCCCGCCAAGAAAUUCCCGAGACGCCAACGUGUUUCGGGAACCUCUGGUGCUGGCGACUAUUGA
This is a messenger RNA of Caenorhabditis bovis, 726 nucleotides long. The record is from the annotation of a GenBank genome assembly. NCBI's taxonomy places the organism in Eukaryota, Metazoa, Nematoda, Chromadorea, Rhabditida, Rhabditidae.